Molecule: messenger RNA, 738 nt
Organism: Exophiala spinifera
Lineage: Eukaryota; Fungi; Ascomycota; Eurotiomycetes; Chaetothyriales; Herpotrichiellaceae
Exons: 3
Coding region: 1-738 (245 amino acids)
Molecular function (GO): hydrolase activity
Source: RefSeq, a predicted model, not a curated record
AUGAGCGAGUGCUGCAAGACCGGAUUCCGCUGGACGGGGACUCCCGAAGGCAAAGAGACCAAGGUCGCAGGUCUCGACGCCUACGUGUCCGGAUCGAACAAGGACGCUGCCAUUCUCAUCGUCCACGACAUCUUUGGCUGGACAUUCACCAACGCUCGCGUUCUGGCCGACCACUAUGCCAAAGAGGCCGAUGUCACCGUGUACCUCGUCGACUUCUUCGGCGGUGAACUCGUAACGCCAGACAUGAUGGAGGACCCUGAGAAGGCAAAGGACUUUAACGUCGGAGCCUUCCUCGGUCGCCACAACAAGGCCGCGAGAGGUCCCGAGAUCUUUGCUGCAGCAAAGGCACUCAAGAAUGAACUUGGCUACAAGAAGCUCGGAGCCAUUGGCUUCUGCUACGGCGGAUGGGCCGUUUUCCAGCUCGGCGCAAAGGGCAACAACUUGGUCGAUGCCAUCUCCACCGCCCACCCGUCGUUGCUCGAAAAGUCCGAGAUCGACGCCGUCGGUGUGCCGGUCCAGAUCCUGUCUCCCGAGAUCGACCCGCUCUACACCGAGGAGCUCAAGGCCCAUUCGAACCAGGUUAUCCCGACUCUGGGCCUCGAGUACGAUUACCAGUACUUUCCUGCCCUGCGGCACGGAUUCGCCACGAGGGGAGACCCCAACAACGCCGUGCAGAAGAAGGGCCUGGAGCGCGCCAAGAAUGCCGUCGUUUACUGGUUCGCCCAGCACUUGCAUUGA